AUGGAAUCAUCCAUCAACUCUGUUUUCAAAAGAAUUGGUGACUUUGAUUUGGAAAUUUCUAAAAUAGGCCACCUGGAAUCUGAAGUAAAUGAAUUGAAAGUGACCUUACAGGAUAUAAAGGAAAGCCAAAGUAAAAGUGAGCAAUGGGUUCGUCGCUCAAACAUUCAAAUUAACGGUGUUCCCCAAAAAAAUGGUGAAAAUCUUAUUCAAUUAAUAAAAACGUUGGCCGAAAAAGCUAACUACACAUUAUCCACAGAUACCGAUAUAGACUUCAUAACUCGAAUCGCCACAAAAAAUAAUACUAGUGACGGUAGACCCAAACCCAUAAUUUUGAAAAUGCACUCUCGUUAUAAGAAAGAUGAUUUUUUAACAUCUCUUCGCAAAUUAAAUAAUUUGAAGGCCUGUGACAUAGGGUUUACUGGAAGACAAGAUAAAAUAUAUUUUAAUGAUCAUCUGUCUACUGAUAAUAGGGCACUUUUUAAUGAAGCGAAGCGUUUAGCAAAGGAAAAGGGCUACAAUUAUUGCUGGGUUCGCAACUGUACCAUAAUGGUUCGACGCAAGGAUGAUUCUCCAGUUAUUCAUAUUACAUCUAAGGACUGUUUAAAAAAACUAUCAUAA
Melitaea cinxia (Glanville fritillary) is the source of this 618-nucleotide messenger RNA. RefSeq lists its product as uncharacterized. Bases 1 to 618 code for a protein of 205 amino acids. The record is from RefSeq and is a predicted model, not a curated record. The transcript has a single exon. NCBI's taxonomy places the organism in Eukaryota, Metazoa, Arthropoda, Insecta, Lepidoptera, Nymphalidae.